GGGGCCAGCGGCGGCGGCGCUGGGCUGGACCCGGCGGGCUCAGAGCGGCGAUUCCCGGCGGUACCGGAGGGGCUGGAGCGGGGUGGCGGUACCGGCCUUGCCGUCCUGCCCCUGCCCGCAGCUGCUCCGCCCGGCCCUGCCAUGCUGGCCGCAGUAUGGCCCCUGUGGAGCCGGACGCGCUGGCCGUGCGGGAGCAGCUUUUCCACGAGAGGGUCCGCGAGUGCAUCAUCUGUGCCCUGCUCUUCGCCAGCCUCUACAUCCUCUGCCACUUCAUCAUAACCCACUUUAAGAAGCACACGGAUUUCACAGGAGUUCAUGAUGACGAGGAUGCUGCUGUCAACAGGAUUGCGUUGGGGCUCUGUACCUUCACCCUGGCUGUGGCACUGGGUGCUGUCCUCCUCCUGCCCUUCUCUAUCAUCAGCAAUGAGGUGCUGCUCUCCUUCCCCCAGAACUACUACAUCCAGUGGCUGAACGGGUCCCUUAUUCAUGGCCUCUGGAACUUGGUCUUCCUCUUUUCCAAUAUGUCCCUGGUCUUCCUCAUGCCCUUUGCCUACUUUUUCACUGAGUCAGAGGGGUUUGCAGGAUCCAAGAAGGGCAUCAUGGCCAGGGUGUACGAGACGUCGGUGGUGCUGCUGCUGCUGACACUGCUGGUGCUGGGCAUGGUCUGGGUGGCUUCUGCCAUCGUGGGCAACGAUGCUGCCAGUCGCCAGUCACUCUAUGACCUCUGGGAAUAUUAUCUGCCCUACCUCUACUCCUGCAUCUCGCUUUUCGGUGUCCUCCUUCUGCUGUUAUGCACCCCCUUUGGCCUCUCCACCAUGUUCACUGUCACUGGGAAGCUGCUGGUGAAACCCCGGCUCCUGGAAGACCUGGAUGAGCAGCUGAGCUGCACGAGGUUUGAGGAAGCCGCUGUGUCCCACAGGAUCCACUCUGCAGGCAAAACUUCCUGCUGGCUGAAUCUGGACAUGGAGAUGCUGCAGGAGCAAUUCUUUGCCAUCCGGAGCAAGAGGCGGAAGCUGGAGCUGCGGCACCGAGCAUCGCCCUGGCAGAGGAACCUGGGCUACCCCCUGGCCAUGCUGGGCCUCCUAGCACUGACAGGCAUCUCUGUGCUCAUUGUCUGCUUCCAUGUCCUGGAGCUGCUGCUGGAUGAUGCUGCGAUGCCACGGGGCAUCCAGGUUGUCCUCAUUUUGUAUCCUUCAGGCGGGCACUUGUUGCCAUCCCAUCCUGUUUUCCUCCUUAACACUCCUGGCAGCUACCUAAUGGUCUCCUCUGUUGUGGGCUUCUACAGCUCCCCCCUGUUCACUCGCCUGCUCCCAGAGCGGCAGGACACCCCCCUCACCAAGAUCAUCGGGAACUGUGUCUCCCUGCUGGUGCUCAGCUCAGCACUGCCCGUCUUCUCCAGGACACUGGGGAUCACCCGUUUUGACCUCCUGGGGGAUUUUGGCCGCUUCAACUGGUUGGGGAACUUCUACAUUGUCUUCCUCUACAACAUGGGCUUUGCGGGGCUCACCACGCUGUGCCUGGUGAAAAGGGUCUCCUGGGCGGUCCAGGCCGAGCUCAUCCGUGCCUUUGGUCUGCACAAGCUGCCACUGCCCGUGACGCGCUGCCGGACCUGCAGCAAGCCCUGCUAGGGUUGGGGGACGGGAACAUGUCCCCCCCCCCCUUGGUGGCCCCCAGCCUCAGAGGGGGCCGUCAUAGCGCCUGGUGCCUCAGGGACAUCAGAGCCCCUCAGGUAGAACUGAGACCCCCCAUGGGCAGGGCCAACCCUCCAGACAGCCUCUCUUCAAGCCGUGUUAGAGUUGGGGGACAGGGACAUGUCCUCCCCACUGUGGUGGCCCCCAGGGUGGCUGCCAGCCACAGAGGUGGCCGUGAUAGUGUCUGAUACCUCAGGGACAUCAGAGCCCCUCAGGGAGAACCGAGACACCUUUGGGGGCUGCCCCCUCUGCUCUAUCUCAGCGUGUUGUGCUACUGAGCCUUGGUCUUGAGCCACAUCCCCAUCACACAUCCCUAAGGGGUGUGGGGUCUCUCUGAGGCUGUGCUGGCUGCAGCCCCCCCACCCCCCAUUUACAUACCUCGUGCAAGAAUGGCCGGGCCCCCCCGCACUCCCCUGGCUGCUCCCUGGGGUCUGGUUGAGUUUUAAAUAUUGCCCCACCUGGGGACUGUCCUGACACUGUGGGAGGGGGUCGUGUGCUCCCUGCCCAGAGUCACUCCACACUCCAUCCCUGUGUCACUCUGGAGCUGCAGGGGAACACUGGUUGUCCCCUGCCCACUCCAAGGCCUUUGGGGUCCCUAACAGGGGGUCCUGGGGUGCAGGGGACAGCCCUCCCCACCCCAGGCAGCUUGAUGUAAUGAGUACAUCAGGUCUCUGUUACCACGGAACUUGUUUGGAGAAAUAAAGAGUAACUGUUUUUAUAUAAACA
Molecule: messenger RNA, 2417 nt
Organism: Cinclus cinclus
Lineage: Eukaryota; Metazoa; Chordata; Aves; Passeriformes; Cinclidae
Gene: LMBR1L
Product: limb development membrane protein 1 like
Exons: 17
Coding region: 156-1628 (490 amino acids)
Biological process (GO): signal transduction; receptor-mediated endocytosis
Molecular function (GO): transmembrane signaling receptor activity
Source: RefSeq, a predicted model, not a curated record